GAGAGCAGGGCUGUAUUCAUUCAUGCAAAAGAGAAGAAAAGAAAAGAAAAUUACAGUGAGAGCUAUGAAUUAUGGGUAUUUUGUUUCUUUCUGGGAUUUUUUUUUUUAUUUUUUUUUAUUUUCAUUCUGGCCCAUAUAUUUCUGGUUGUGGGAUCAAGUUUCGAUCAAUGUGAUUGGGUCUCUCUUUCUCUCUCUGUGUCUCAUCAUCCUUUCCUAUGAAGAAGUUUAUUAAGGAGCCUCUACAAACAAUACCUGAUGAAGAUGAGUAUGGCAACUAAGAAAGAUGGAAAGCUGAUGAAAAGGCUGCUCAAAGUUUAAAGUCUAUAAUAAAGCUGUUAACCGAAAGAAAGAAAGAAAGAAAAUAGCUUUUUCCUUCUACUUCUUCUUUAUCUUCUCUCUUAUUUAUCCCCACACAUAUCUUUAAUUUCCCUCACUAGUUUUUAUACUGCUACAUCCAAGAUCAGCUGUUGCACGAACAAAGAUUCGCUUUGCUUUGCUUCUCUUCUCUUCUCUCUUCUUGGGCUUGUAUUAUUAUAGAGAAAUAGAGGAAUAGAGGAUCAUAUAUCUUGCAAGAUACACAUCCCAUAUACGAAUUACCCAUGCUAGCCAGUAACCCUUCCUCAUCACUUCCUUUUUCUUCUUCUGAUCCUUUUUCUUGCUUAGAAACUUCAACUAACAAUAAUAAGAGGAAAAGAAGACCAGCAGGAACUCCAGAUCCAGAUGCUGAGGUGGUCUCUUUAUCUCCCAAAACAUUAUUGGAAUCUGAUCGUUAUGUGUGUGAGAUCUGCAACCAGGGUUUUCAGAGAGAUCAAAACCUGCAGAUGCAUAGGCGGAGGCAUAAGGUCCCUUGGAAGUUACUCAAGAGAGAGACACCGGUGGUGAAGAAGAGAGUUUUCGUUUGCCCUGAGCCUAGUUGCUUGCACCAUGAUCCAUGCCAUGCCCUUGGCGAUCUUGUUGGGAUAAAGAAACAUUUCAGAAGAAAACACAGCAACCACAAACAAUGGGUCUGUGAAAAAUGUUCUAAAGGUUAUGCUGUUCAAUCUGAUUAUAAAGCUCAUCUCAAAACCUGUGGCACCAGGGGCCAUUCUUGCGAUUGCGGCCGCGUUUUCUCAAGAGUUGAGAGUUUUAUAGAGCAUCAAGACACUUGCAAUAUGGAACGUUUACGACCUGAAUCGCAGUCACUACAGCCUGCAUGCUUGUCUAGAACAGCUUCAAGCCCAAGCCCCUCUACAGAUACCAAUUUCAGCACAGCUCCUUGGCCUCCUUUAGUAAUGCCAAGGAAAACAAGUGAUGCCAUGUUCUUGAGCCCUACUGCAGAUAAAAAAGAUUACAAUUUGGAACUCCAGCUUUCAAGCACAUCAAAUCCCAUUGAAGUCUCAGUUUCUCCUAAGAGAGAUGAUAAUCAUUCCACCCAGUUGCAGCUCUCAAUUGGGUCAAGUGAUUUCAGUGAGAAAAACGAUUCAAAUAUCACUUGUACAACUAAAGAUGCAAGUAAACUUUCCCCACGAGAAAGCAAUAAUAAUAGCGAAAAAGCUGAAUUGCCAGCCUCGAGGGUUAAAGAAGAAGCAUGGGAGCAGCUAAGGUUGGCCAUGGCAGAGAAAGCUUAUGCUGAAGAGGCAAGACAACGAGCGAAAAGGCAGAUUGAAAUGGCGGAACAAGAAUUUGCCAAUGCCAAGAGAAUUAGGCAACAAGCUCAAGCUGAGUUAGACAAGGCACAAGCUCUAAGAGUGCAUGCAACGAAGCAAAUCAAUUCAACCAUUCUCCAAAUCACUUGCCAUGCUUGUAAACAGCAAUUUCAAACGAGAACACCUCCAGAUGAGAACUCUUGGGUUUUGAGUUACAUGUCCUCAGCAAUAACAGAAGGUGAAGUAGAGAAUGAUAAUGGAAUUAAUCUAGCAAAGACUGCAGCUUAUAACCUACCCAUAAAUUAAUCCUUCUAUAUAUAGCUACCUCUGUUUUGAUUAUAUACAUAUAUAUAUAUAUAUAUAUAUAUAUAUAUAUAUAUAUAUAUAUAUAUGAUAUUAAGAUCAUUAUUUUGUUUAUGAUCUAUCUCUUGCUAUACCACGUAUAAGUAGGUGUUGAUUGGCAGGAUUUGGUAUGGAAGCUUUGAGCAAGUGUUAUUUUUUGGUUAAUUUGGUUAAUGAAAGUUGUUCUGGCACUUAUUAAUCUAUGAAAAAAAUAAUGUAUGAAUGAA
Messenger RNA from Hevea brasiliensis (rubber tree), 2194 nucleotides. Its product is annotated as zinc finger protein SHOOT GRAVITROPISM 5. The record is from RefSeq and is a predicted model, not a curated record. Bases 600 to 1931 code for a protein of 443 amino acids. Gene Ontology annotation, molecular function: DNA-binding transcription factor activity. The transcript has 3 exons. Lineage: Eukaryota; Viridiplantae; Streptophyta; Magnoliopsida; Malpighiales; Euphorbiaceae. Gene Ontology annotation, cellular component: nucleus.